This is a messenger RNA of Fusarium redolens, 948 nucleotides long. RefSeq lists its product as uncharacterized. The transcript is spliced from 5 exons. Lineage: Eukaryota; Fungi; Ascomycota; Sordariomycetes; Hypocreales; Nectriaceae. Bases 1 to 948 code for a protein of 315 amino acids. Gene Ontology annotation, molecular function: oxidoreductase activity, acting on the CH-OH group of donors, NAD or NADP as acceptor. The record is from RefSeq and is a predicted model, not a curated record.
AUGACAGGACAGCAGCCCCCCCGCAUUCACAAUGAGAUUUACCCAUUCCUUCAUCCAUUAAAGUUUAGAAACUCUCUGAAAGGACAAGUUGUUCUUAUCACUGGAGCUCUUGGUACUAUCGCCGGCGCCGUCGCAGAAAGCUUUGCUACUGCUGGUGCCAGUCUCUUCUUGUCUGAUAUAGGAUCCUCACUGGCAGAUUCUACCAAGGAACGUCUUUUGUAUCUUGGUGCUGAUGCAGUGCAUUAUUCGCGCUGCGACGCCACCUCCACCGUCGGGGAGGUUGAUGUUCUCAUCAAUGGCGCAGGAGUUGUUGGUGUCCGCGUGUUUCACAAGCAGGAUCCUGCUCUUUUCUUUCGAGACAUGGCAAUUAACUUCAACGGCCCGCUAGUGCUGAUGCGUUCAGUCUUACCCAGCUUCAUUAAUAGACGCCAAGGGUGCGUGAUCAAUAUUGCUUCCAAGGCCGCCGCCAUGAGUUUUCCAUUCAACAUUAGUUAUUGUACCAGCAAGGCGGCCUUGAUCAAGUUGACUAGCAGCAUCCAGGCCGAGGUCGAUGAAGUUGCGCCAUCAUCCGACAUCCACCUGUACGCGAUCCAUCCCGGCGCGGUGCGUUCGGGCGUGAGCACAGCAGAUAACCAGCGGGAUAUCGCACUCGAGGAGUUUCCUGAAGUUACUUCCCGCUUCGCAGAGUGGAAGAAAAGGUUCACCGGCUCACCGCACUUGGUCGGCAUGUCGUGUGUGGCUCUUGCAACGGGCAUUGCGAAAGAUGCGUUGAGGGGCAGAUACUAUGACGUAGAACAGGACUUGGAGGACGUCAUCGCUCAGGCACCGUUGUUGAAGGCGGAUCCGCUGCUCCACACGCUGAAUAUCAGUAUGCUCGGGUCAAUGGAGCGAGAGGAGGGUGCUAUAGCGAGAGAGGCGGAAAAGAGCUUUGACUUCCCUGGCUUCUAA